Messenger RNA from Vitis vinifera (wine grape), 1505 nucleotides. RefSeq names its product thylakoid ADP,ATP carrier protein, chloroplastic. Gene Ontology annotation, cellular component: thylakoid membrane. Gene Ontology annotation, biological process: transmembrane transport. Lineage: Eukaryota; Viridiplantae; Streptophyta; Magnoliopsida; Vitales; Vitaceae. The transcript is spliced from 10 exons. Gene Ontology annotation, molecular function: ATP transmembrane transporter activity. The record is from RefSeq and is a predicted model, not a curated record. The coding region runs from base 119 to 1264 and encodes 381 amino acids.
UGCAUCGGUUUCACGUUUUCAACUCCUCUUCCUCUGCAACGGGACCUCCUCCUGGGUGCCUUAUCUUUGAGUUUGCCAUUCCAAAACCCUGGAAAUUACAGGUCUCGGCUGUGUAGAGAUGAGGGAGGAGAAGGGUGUUUUAGUCUGGCGAAGUAUCCCAGGCCUUGAAGCUUCCAACACCGGUCUCGUUGGAAGCCCAGUCCCGCAAUUGCAAUGGAGAAAGAACGGGUUCAGUGGGAUUUCUUGUAAUUUUGCCUCUGUUUCAGUGCUAGACAAGGGAUUUCAGAACGAGCUGCCACCCACGUCCACCCCGACGGCGGCUCAGCUCUUCAAGCAUCCCCUAGCUUUGGUGGCUUUGGUGCCCAAAGACAUCUCUCUGUUUACUGCCGGCGCAGUUGCCGGAGCGGCGGCCAAGAGCGUCACGGCGCCUCUUGACCGUAUCAAGCUUCUCAUGCAGACUCAUGGCUUGAGAGUUGGGGAAGAAAGUGCUAAGAAGGCAAUUGGUUUUAUUGAGGCCAUAACAUUGAUUGGAAAGGAAGAAGGACUUAAAGGGUACUGGAAAGGCAACCUUCCUCAGGUGAUACGUAUCAUACCUUACAGUGCCGUCCAGCUGUUUGCUUAUGAAACUUACAAGAAACUUUUUAGGGGAAAGGAUGGUGAGCUCUCUGUUAUUGGUAGACUUGCAGCAGGUGCUUGUGCUGGCAUGACGUCCACUUUUGUAACUUACCCUCUAGAUGUACUUAGGUUAAGGCUAGCAGUUGAGCCAGGCCAUCAAACUAUGUCUGAGGUUGCCUUAAACAUACUAAGAGAGGAAGGAGUUGCAUCCUUCUAUAAGGGUCUUGGACCUUCUCUUCUUGGAAUAGCACCUUACAUUGCUGUGAACUUUUGCGUUUUUGAUUUGGUGAAGAAGUCUUUGCCAGAGAAGUACCAAAAGAGGACUGAAACCUCUCUAUUGACUGGUUUAGUGUCAGCUACCAUUGCCACAGUCAUGUGCUAUCCUUUGGACACAGUUAGAAGGCAAAUGCAAAUGAAGGGUGCACCUUACAAAACAGUGCUGGAUGCUAUUCCAGGUAUUGUGGAACGUGAUGGUUUUAUUGGAUUAUACAGGGGGUUUGUUCCCAAUGCGUUGAAAACCCUACCAAACAGCAGCAUUCGGCUUACCACCUUUGAUUCGGUUAAACGACUGAUUGCGGCUGGUGAGAAAGAGUUCCAAAGAAUUGUUGAGGAAAAUAGCAAGAAACAAAACCAGAAGGAGAGUCGUUGAAGAGACCAGUUCCUCAUCACGCUGGUUCUUUUGCUCGAUUUUCUUUUUGACUACCAUUUUUUGUGGACAUGAUGUCCCACCAUUUUCUUUUAUGGGGAUUAUAUUCCAUAAGGAGAAUGCCCUGUAUGAUGAUAUGUAGUGAUUCUUGAGCCACCAGUUCUGGUGUCCUGGGGCUAUAUUUUGGUCAGAUAAUCAUUAGUGCUAGUCUCGAAUAUUUAUUUAUCAACUUGGAUUUUUUCCC